AUGCGCAGAACUAUCUCCGCUACAGACGACGAAUGCCCCUACACCCAAAAGCUUCAAAAGCUUCUCCCCGGCGAUGUGUCCAAGUUCACCGAGUUUGCAAGAGUCUACCUCUCCAUGCCAGCGCGGCUGAGGGACGAGAAGGAGGUUGACAGCGACAGCGACAGCGACAGCGAUGCAGACGAAGACGGGGAGGAUCUGAUAGUUGAGGACUAUGACAAGUCCGAUUCUGAUAGCGAGUCAGAGGAAGACGACGACGACGACGCGGACGCCUGA
This is a messenger RNA of Trichosporon asahii var. asahii CBS 2479, 273 nucleotides long. RefSeq lists its product as uncharacterized. The record is from RefSeq and is a predicted model, not a curated record. The transcript has a single exon. Bases 1 to 273 code for a protein of 90 amino acids. Lineage: Eukaryota; Fungi; Basidiomycota; Tremellomycetes; Trichosporonales; Trichosporonaceae.